Messenger RNA from Penicillium egyptiacum, 6558 nucleotides. NCBI's taxonomy places the organism in Eukaryota, Fungi, Ascomycota, Eurotiomycetes, Eurotiales, Aspergillaceae. The record is from the annotation of a GenBank genome assembly.
AUGGCAUACUCUCCCGAGAGACUCGUGCAGGCCCAGCAGCUCUUUGACCGUAGCACGGGCAAUUUCUGCAUGCUCCCACACCUCUCUGGCCCAUAUCACUUGCGAGAGCGUGCCUGCAAGCGUGCCGCUGUCGUUGCAUCGUGGCAUGACAACGACGAAGAUGAAGACUACAAGCCUUCCAGCGAGCGAACACCGACCAAGCGCAAGCUAUCUCUUUUCCAUGAGGGUGACCAAGAUCCUCGGUCCGACAAAAAGGCCAAGAGUUUGUCUCCAACUUCUACGUUACGUUCAAGACUGAGCCCAGACACGGAAGAAGAAGCCUCUGUGGCCCCUUCCACACCCUCACACAGUGAGCCCGACCGCUGGGACAGAUACUGGGCCGUCAAUCCCGAGACAGACACACCAAAUUCACGCUACAGCCUUCGACGCCGCAACAAGGACUCGCUGUCAGAAUCACCACGAAAGAAAGACACAACCAUGGUCGAGGCCGAGGCAUCAAAGCCGGCCGGGCAUGUCUCGCCUGCUGAGAACGAACUUCCUAUUAGAGAAUGCGCUGCCUGUCAAGAACUAGGCCUAGAAUGCUCGCUUGCAUCUGACCCAGAUCUGUUCGCCUAUCCUUGCACAACAUGUGAAAUCGAUGAUGUCUUUUGUGUCGUGAGCCCCCCACCCAAAUGGAAGCGAUUAUGCGAGAGUUGCAAAGGUCGGAAGAAAGAUACUUGUUCAUAUCGCUACGCUGAUUACGACCAUUCCCAACCUUGCCUUGCAUGCCGAAAUCAGGGGUUCGAAUGUGUUGCUGGGCCAGCUAGACACCGACCCUUGGCACUCUUUUCCACGAUUGAACCAAGUGAGCCAAGCGAGCCAAGCAGUCCUCCCAAGAUUGAUUCUCCAGCAACCUCCAACUCAGACCAUGGCACCCCAGCACUCGACGUCCCUGAGGGGUCGAAGCCGAGCGAACAACUCAGUUCCCCAAAGAUCGAUUCUCUGGCACGCUCCAACUCACCACAGGACACUCAAGAAAUCCAGAUCUUUGAGCUAUUCAAGCCGAGUGAACAACUCAGUUCCCGAAAUAUCCAACCAAAUCUCCAGAUUCCAGAGAACAAAGCCGCGAAGAACGAUUCUUCGGAGCUUUCUACUCCUCCAUUGAGCAACGCACAGCUCCCCGUUGUCGAGGGACCGAAGCCACAUGAGGUGAUCGUAAUCCCUGAUUCAGACAAUGACAACCCGAACACCCCGAACACCUCGGAGAGACAGGACUCACCGAUUUAUAUUUCUGACUCCCUUGAGUCACCUACCCACGACACUGUCUCCAAUACUAUUGCUUUGCAGUCCGCAAACGCCCACCGAAUAUGGACUGAACUUGUUCAUCCUGUGCAGUUUCUUGCAGAUAACAGGGAAGGAUUCCCCCCUUGCAACUGGUGCAACAACUUUGCGUAUGGUGUCAAUGGGCUCGGUCCUCGUAACCCAGAGGUCUGGAUCUUUGGUAACGGCACCAUCGUUGAGCUUCAGGAUGGCCAUACUGCUGAAGGAAAAGAGCAGAGCCGGAUGUGUGUCCCAUGUACAUGGAAUCGAGUCAAAAUAAUACAAUGCUCCCACGACACUCUCGAUCUACUACCGGUGCCUAUGUCAACGCAAGACGAAGUACGCGCUGAUGCUUCCAUACUUCUACAGGAAGCAAAUGAAGCUCUGAUUGACCCCAAGACUGGGAAGGCUGGCCCUUCUUACCCAUCUCCCCCCUACCAAUGGUGCAGUUUGUGUCGAGAGCCUGCAUUCGGGUCUUGCCAGGCGGUUCAGCCAGUCGAUGCCUAUGCAGAGGUGGUUGACUGUGAUAAAGAAUCCCGUGGGUGUGGACUGAUGCUCUGUGAGAACUGUCUCCACCUCACCAAGCGAUUCGAAGGUGACCUCAAUGCUGUCAUUAUGUGGGGUCGCAAUGGCCCCAGCCCUGUAUCCUACCGGGCUGAUGUGGAGUUCCUCCUCUCCGGAGCGGAGAACAACAACAUGUACAAGCUUUACCUGGAGGACCAUUUUCUGCCAGUCGAAUUCGUUCACAACCCAAAUCCCCUUGUACUUCCACCAAAAGGAAGUAAGGGUGCUGCUUUGAUCCCAUCUUCUAUUUUCCCCUGGUUGCCCCGAGCUGCGACACGAGGUGCGCAGCUCAUCGCCACGACGUCUUCACCAAAGAGACGAAAAGUUUCCCCAGAGCCUCGCACCAGUCCAGGCCUUCGGGCUCGACGUCACGGCCGCUCCGAACCUCCACACUCUCGCCACACAUCUUCCUCUUCUUCCCGUGGCCAGAGUUCGUCGUUGUCCCCGCCUCGCUACGUGCCUGCGCAUCUGCAGUUUCAGUCCGGAAGCCCGCCUGGCCGCUCGCUCACCCCCGCGACCGCGACCGCCGGACUAUCCCUCUCCAGCGACCAUUCCGAUAUGCCCUCCGAUACUCGAGAGGGUACACCUCCAACUCAUGGACGAUCCCCUUCUCCCGGCGACAAGCGCCCGGCAUCCGAGAUUACCGAUUCAGACCCCGAAGGAGGCGUGAGCACUGUCUCCAAUAACACGCGCACAUACAUUAUUCCCCGCACAUGCGACGGCACCAACGAUGAAUCCACGAAUCCCACCACCUCGAGCAAUGACAAGACUGAGACCGCAUCCUCGGCCGGCGAGCCGUCUAGACCAGCAUCGCCCAAAUCAGAGGAUAUUCCUACGAUCGACGAGCAGGUUGCUGAGGUGAAUGCGCUGAUGACGGCGCCGUUGAAAGAGGGACAAAAGGGCUUUGUUGUUUCCAUGGCUUGGCUGAAGAAGGUGCUUGCACGCACUACGGCUCAUGCGGACCACACUGACAAAGGAUCGUUGGAGGGCGACAUUGGUCCCGUCAACAACCUGAACAUAAUGCUCGACACCGACCCGGCCACGCCCAACUUCAAAGACGAAACUGGUGAAACUUUUGUGCCCAUGCGCCCUGGUUUGCACGACGCUCUUGAUUUUGCGAUAAUUCCGCAACAUGGCUGGGACCUAAUCCAGAAGUGGUACGGCCUCGCCGACCAGUCACCUGUGAUCAUUCGCUACGCUCACAACACCAACCAACCUGUUGAUACUGAAAAAAUCGAAUAUGAGACUUACCCUCCGAUUUUCACCAUUUUCAAAUUGGCUAACCCUGCUGCGGGUACCACACCGACAAUCUUGAGACAAACCGUCAAGCAGUCUGUCAAGAUCCUGGCCAGUCGCCAGACAAAUUACCAAAAAUGGCUGAAGGAUGCCAAAGAACAGGCUGGUAUCGAUAUGUCCACCAAAGUACGUGUUUGGAAAAUUCUUCAGCUUCCUACUAGCACCGCUCCAUCAGCUUCGGCAACCCCAGCUGCCUCCCGCAGCCAAUCGCCAGCUCCUCCAUUGGCUCUGAUCUCGAACCCCAACGACAAACUCCUUUUUGAUUUGAACGCUUUUCUCGAUCUUCCAGAGGGAAGCCACCGGGUGUUGCUUGACAAUGUCAAGGAUCAAACCCAAAAUGCAAACUACAACGGUCGUAUGACCUUGGAUAUGGCUGGUCUCAGCGUGGCGAAUUGUGUUAUUCUUGAGGAACAGGUCAGCGGCUCCAGAGGUGGAGAAUGGGUGUCCGAAGCCUCUGCCAAAACUCUCAAGAGUCUGGGUAUCCCUGUGGACCAGCCGAAGAACGAUGCUUCUACCAAAGCAUCUGCCGCUAAAGUCGCACUGAAGAGCGCACAACCCAGUGGAAGGUCCGCCCCUACCCUGCAACCCGAUCCAAUCAGGGGACUCAUAUCUCGUGGUCGGAAGGGCCGACAGCUCAUCGUGGGACUGCAAAACCUUGGCAACACUUGUUACAUGAACUCCGCGUUGCAAUGUGUCCGAAGCAUUGAGGAGUUGUCUUAUUACUUCCUGAGUGGAUUGUACAAACCAGAGCUCAAUCCUACCAACGUCCUGGGAUGUGGCGGCACCAUUGCCAAGCAAUGGGCCAACUUGCUUCAGGAGCUCUACAAAUCUGACCCUCAGCCGAGAUCUGUGAACCCCUACCGGUUCCGUGCUGCCGCUGGUCGGCAACGUGAAGACUUUGCUGGCUACGAGCAACAUGACAGUCAGGAAUUUGUGAUGUUUCUCCUUGACGCGCUGUCGGAAGAUCUAAGCCGCAUUGUUGGCAGCAAGCCAGCCACGGUCAUCCCUGAUUCCACUGAUGAGAUGAUACACGAUCGCAAGGCUCUUGAAGACUUCGGAAAGAAGUGUUGGGAUCUCUAUGAGGCUCGCAACGCCUCCGUUAUCACCGACCUGUUUGCCGGAAUGUACAAGUCAACACUGAUUUGCCACAAUUGUGAAAAGACCAGCAUCAUCAUGGACCCUUUCACAAUGGUCACUGUGCCGAUCCCAAGGGGUCCGACCCUCAUCAAUCGAACGAUUAUCUUUUACCCUCUUGACGGCCCACCCGUAUCUCUGAAAGUUCGGCUUGAUGAAAACGAUACUCUGAAGGUCUGGAAGGACUUCGUUGCCGAAAAGAUGGGAAUUGAUGGGGAACGAAUCUUUGCAGCAGAGACAUUGCACAAUUCCUUCUGGCAAACCUUUUGCGACGAUGACGAUACUUUCGGCAGUCUACGCAUUAGCCAAGAAGACACUAUUGUGUUCUAUGAUCUUGGUCCUCUUCCGGAAUCUACUAAUUCCGCUGACUCUGCCUCCGAUGACGACGCAGUCCUUGUACCCGUCUUCCACCGCAAACUUGUUCCGCGAAGGAACAGAGAGGCUACUCGUGAACUUUUCGGAAUCCCCUCCUUCAUACGUCUUUCUGGUGAAGAAACUCAAGAUCUCGAGGCGAUUUACCGCAAGCUCCUGACUCAGGCCAAUAACAUGACUACACACGACAUUCUAGCUGCUGAAGAAAACAGCCACGACGACAAUGCAACUGAUGACUCUGACACCGUGGUCACAAACGAGGAUGACGCACGAUCAGCAGAUUCCCGGAUCAAAACAUCUUCUGUUGACGGCGAAGACAGUAUCGUCGACAUUUCCAUGCAAACUGAGCAAGCGCCCAAGCCUGCAGAGGACAUUGAUGAGUCGGACUCUGACUCUGACUCUGUCAAGUCCCCCCAGCAUCCUCUUGUUGGCAAGAUUCCUGCCAAGUUGUUGUCACUCUUUGAUGCAACUGUCAUGAGCACAAAUGCCACUCUUCCUGAUGGACGCAACAUCUCCACGACCAAGAACUACCCCUCUAUUUCCUCUCGCAUCCAACCCCCUCCCACUUCUACUAAGGGAUCCGAUGAUGAUGCUUCAUCCAAAAGCUCCGCAGGUGACAACGUGGAUGAUCACAUCGAUACAGAUGAAUCAGAUGUGACACCAAACCCAGCACCAUCGCUCCUUCGCCAAGGUGAUGCCAUCCUGCUUGACUGGACUCCUGGUGCCUUUGAUUCGCUUUUCGGCGGCAAGCCACAUGACUCCGAGGAGCUCCGUGGUCGCCCUACCUACAUGAACAUCAGAAAUGUGUUUGAUCACACCAUGACGGUAAGCCAGAAGAAGCCGAAGCAAGGAAAUGCCUCUCUCGACCAAUGUCUGGACGAGUUCAGCAAGGAGGAAAUUCUUUCUCGGGCAGACAGCUGGUUUUGUCCUCAGUGCAAGACCCACGUUUCGGCCACCAAGAAGUUUGAGCUGUGGAGAACCCCGGAUAUUAUGGUCGUUCAGCUCAAGCGGUUUAGUCAAUUCCGCGGCAGGAACGGACACAAGAUCAGCACUGUCAUCGACUUCCCCUUCGAGGGACUGGAUCUGAGCAGCCGAGUGGAAGGCCCCAUGGACGGAAAGAGUGCGGUGUACGAUUUGAUUGCUGUCGAUAACCACAUGGGUGGAAUGGGUGGUGGUCACUACACUGCCUACAUCAAGGACUUUGUGUCUGGUGCCUGGGUCUACUGCAACGAUACCUCUGCGACGACUGUUACAAACAUGCAGUCGAUCAUCACGUCGGGUGCCUACCUCCUGUUCUACCGCCGUCGCUCCGACCGUGCAUUGGGCAACCGGGAGCUGCGGGAGCUGGUUGAAGGCUACCGGAACCGCGAGGCCAGUGUUUCUGGCAGUUCCUCCGGCUCCCGCAGCCCCGGUGGUUCCCAAUCACUUUCUGAGGACGGCGGUCGUGUCCUCGGCGGCGCACCCCGCAAGGACUCUGCCUUGGCCGGGGCAGGGGUGGCACCCCGAGUGAGCCGGGGGCAAGACUCCCUCGGCAAUGACCUGUACUCUUCUGCCGGGGAGAGUACUUCGGGCUCCGAAGACGGUGGCAGCGAAGGUAAGAAAAUCGGCUUCGAGCACGAAAACGGGGGAUCGCAGGUCGACUCCCUCAGCAAGCUCACGGAACCCUCUUGGUCGUUCGACGCCGCUCACGACAUCUCACAGAUUACCGGUGGUAACGCUGCGACCGAACAUGGCGUCUUUGAGGGUCGAUGUCCAUGGGGUGAUGCCAUGGACAUCGACCCUCAGUUUCAGUUUGGUCUCACUUCUGGGGGUGAGGGGGAGGAUUCCUCCGAUGAUCUCCCAGUCGUGGAGCUGCGUGUGGGGUCCGAGGACAUGAUGUCCUCGGACCCAUAA